AUGAAGGGCCGAAGGCAUGGGGGCCGCGGAGAGGCCAUGACGGAGGACGGGCUGGAGGACAUUGCCGACGGACCCAAAAAUGCAAAAAUCACUUUAAGCUUCCCACUUAGUGCCGCCCCACUCCCGGCCUUCCCUGACGUCUCCAAACCACUGUCGCGGCUCGUCGUCGUCCUCACCCUUCCCCGCACCGACGGCGGCCAUCCUCCAAGAGCUCAGACGAGGGUCGCUGUGGAAGCUGGACGCUACUAUGGACGGUCUCACCGCGCCCCCCGCCACUCGUCCUCCUACCCGCCCACCGACAGCCUGAAGCCCGAGCUGAUAUGCGGCGUGUGCCAUCGGCUCUUCAGCUCGGCCUCCUCCCUGACGGUCCACAUGCGGCUGCACCGCGGCAGCCGCGCCCUCAGCUGCUGCUAUUGUGGCAAAGUCUUUAUCCACAGCAAGAGACUGCAGUCCCACGAGGCCCUCCUGCAGUGCCGGGCCUCCCCUCCAACAGCCUGGGGCCUCCCCCCGCUCACCGUGCAGCCGAAAGAGGAGCCGCUGGAGAGAGGGCGAGUGUGAGAGUGGAGGGGGGGGUGAUCGUCGGACCAGUCGGACAUGAGUAAGGUGCGGCCGGGGAAGAAAGCGCGGAGCCUCCUGGCGCGCAUCCAAGGUGAUGACGCAGCAGCCGCAGAGUUGCUGGCGGGCGACGAGCACCAUUUUGUGAAGGUGGUAGAUGGGAACAUCAUUUACUACAUCAUUUACUUUUGCUCUGUGUGUGAACGUUCCUACAUGACCCUGUCCAGCCUGAAGCGUCACUCCAACGUGCACUCGUGGCGCCGCAAAUAUCCAUGCCACUUCUGCGACAAGGUCUUCGCCCUGGCCGAGUACCGCACAAAGCACGAGGUGUGGCACACGGGAGAGCGACUCCAGUGCAUCUUCUGCUGGGACGCCUUCGCCACCUACUACAAUCUCAAAACGCACCAGAAGACCAUUCACGGGAUUAAUCCCAGCCUCAUCUCCAGCGAAAAGACAGCUAACGGGGGCUAUAAGCAGAAAGCCAGCCUGAAACUAUACCGCCUCCUCCCCAUGCGCUCCCAGAAGAGACCCUACAAGACUUACAGUGACAGUCUGCAUAAUGGCCUGCUGCUCCCGCCAACUGAGACACCUUCCCUCUCCCUGCCUGGCCUGGGCUGUCCCCUGGGCCCUGGGGACCUACAAAGCCUCAUCAGUGGGGCCCACCCUCAGAGCGUUAAGCCCGACCCAGAUGACUUCCCCGAUGGCUUCCCCGUUUCUGCCGAGCAAGGGGACCUCUCCACACUGAUGCCCUUCCCCCGAGCAGACGCGCCCCAAGUUAGAAAGCACGAGAGUGAGGCCCCAGAGUCAGAGCAGGGUAAAGGCUGUGGCAGCUUCAAAAUGUCAAGUAGCAGCAAAACCAAAACUCCCAAGAGCGGCGCAGACCCAAGCAUGCCUUCCGUAAUAACUUAUGGCCAUACGAAACCCUCCGUCAUAGUUCACGGUACGGCAGUGUCGUCGUCCGUCAUUGUGCAUUGCAGCCAGGUCACCUCUGGAAGCGAAAAAAGCCCAAUGAGCAGUCCAUCCCCCGACAACUGUCAGACUUUACACAAGGGCAUUCCCAAGCCAAUCAAAAAGCAAAGGGAUAGUGCAGAUAACCAUAGAAAGAGGUCAAGGGACAGUUCAGAUACCGCAGUGGGGAGCUCGGGAGGUAGACCGAGUGAAGAGACGGGCAGAUUAUUCCACAAAUCACGUAAAUCCCACAGCAAGAGUGACAUCUCAAACCCAAAGCAGCUGUCGGCGUCUGUAGGACCACAGGUCAAAGAGGCAGGGCCACUGUGCCAGAUCACUGUACGCAUUGGUGAGGAGGCCAUAGUGAAGCGCAGUAUCUCUGAGACCGAUCUCAGGAGAGACAAGAGCCUAUCUCCACCCAAAACCAAACGAAGUGAAGCGUCGUCCAUGCGCGAAGGAAAGGAAACGCGCCACUCCCAUCACCACAAACACCGCCUCCACCGCAGAGUCAGCCUUGAAGAAGACGAAAAGGAAGGAGGAGAUUGUGAGGAGGAGGAGGAGGAAGAGGUGGUGGUUAGGAAAAAGACCUCCAAGUCCCCUGAUGAAGUAAGAGGGUACUAUUUCCGUCGGGAGGUGCGUGAUCAGGACAGUGAUCAUGAAACGGAAGAUAAUUUAUGGCGGCCUUACUACUCCUACAAGCCUAAGAGAAAGGCCCAAGCACAUCUGCAGAGGGUCAAGAGCUGGCAGAGGAAACUGAAAUUCAAGCGCUCCAUCCGGUUGAAGAGGACACAGAGGCUCAGGAACUAUGUGAGUAAAGACACGGACAAAUCACAAGAUGAAGAAGAGGACGAAAAGAUGGGGGAGGCCGAAAAACUGUCAAUUGCUAACACGGACGAGGGAGAGGAGAUAACGAAAGAUUAUCUCUCUGACUCUUGGAAGGAAGAAAAACCAGACCCAAAAGAACAAGUUAAGGAGAUCUGUCACGAGGUUCCCACUCCUCCUCCUCCUCCUCCUCUGCACUCUCCAAAGCCUCCUCUGUCUACCUCAGUGGCCCCUACGGGAAUAAAGAGGCGCCCUUGGACUAACGGGAAUGCGGCAGAGUGCGGUACAUGUGGCUGCUGGUUCUCAAGCCCCAGGAAGCGAGACAAGCACGAGCUGAGCCAUCUGCUGGAGUUUGUGUGUCUGUUUUGCCGAGCCACUUUCCCCUCAAGGGAUAAAUUGGAAGACCACCAGAGAACCCAUCACCCCAAGCCCACUGAAGCACCUUCCGCCCCCCAAAAAGCGGCCCUUAAUGAUCCAGCUGAAGGGAUUGUCAAUACAUCUGUGCCAGAUAUCGUAAAGUUUAAUGAAGAAAAAGGGGGGCAAGUAGCCUCAGUGGGGUGCAGUUCUAGUCCAAGUCGCCUGAGCAGAAGAGCAUUAUCCCGACACACCUGCCCGCAGUGUCACAAGGUGUGCAAGACCUCUUCGGCGCUAACUCGCCACGUCCGACGCCACGAGCUGAGCAGUUCCCAGAGAGAGAAAGAGAAGAAAAAGACUCUGAGCCAAAAACAGCACAGAUUUGUUAACACUGUCGGCAGAGACCUAGAGACUGAAAAGGGCCCGAUUCCCUGCGCGGUUUCGGUUAUCAGCUACUCGACACCGGACCCCCCCGGCAGCAGCGACUGUUUGGCGUCGCAGCGGCGUGACGACCGUCUCGGCGAACUCGCGGACGCGGAGCGUCAAGGGCCGCGGCCCGGUGGCGGCCCCGAACCGACCGAGCUCUCGCCCCCGGCCGCGGAGAGGGAGCCCAGCCCGCGGAUCACACGCCUCCCGUCGGAAAGUCCGGCUAGCCUGCUGCCGGCCAGACACAAACCCCCGCCCGCCGCACCCUCUGUCCUCCAGAGUGUGCUCGUCAUGAACGGGCCCGAGUGCCUGGACUACCGCACCCCGGGCAAAAAGAACCUCGACGGCCAGGUGCACAGAAUACCCAGCCCCGUGCACACCGUGGCGUCCGCCGACACCUCUCCGGGUGGGCCCGCGGCGCCACAGACCCGGAUAACCACUGCUGCUCCCCCUGUUUCCAUGACAACGGCUCUCGGCUCCGAGGGGGGGUUGGUGAAACGGGACGGGGUCAUUAUGGACAGGGAGAGGCUGAGUGGGAGCGGUGUGUUCGCGCACGCGGGCUACGAGGAGCCCUCCCGAAUACAGGAUCUCCGAGUUCAGUCCAGAAGCCCCUCCCCCAACGAAGCACAAGACCUGACCAUGUCCUCUAUGCUCGCCCGGGAGAGAGAGAGGGAGAGGGAGAGGCACAGAGAGAGAGAGCGGGGAAGACAGAGAGAAAGGGAGAGGGACAAAGACGUGGCCAAAGAGAGAGAGAAAGAGAUGGAGAGGGCCCAUCAAAUGAGUCGCAUGGCGCACACCCCACAGGACCAGAUUUCCCUGUUGGUCCCUAAAGAGGAGCCCUUGAGCCCCGUGCCGUCCCCCCACCAUAUUCCCCCUCAAACCACUAUGAACGGCUCCUCCUCCUCACACAGGCGCACUCCCAAAUCCCCCUGCCGAUCCCCUCCAACUGUUGGCCUCCUCCUAGCUCAGGGCCUCCGCCAGGUUCACUCCGGCUCACAAGGACUCGACAGGCUCCCUCCGCCCACCGGAGCAGCCGGCGCCGGCGACCGCCCCUCCGCCCAAGCUCUGCUCCUCCCCCGGGCCCCCCCGCAGCCGCCGGAGCCGGAGCGCCGAGAUGCCGUUUCUUCGGAGGAUUCGCGCCGGCGGAACCCCACCCCGGUGGGCUACCACGCCCAGAACUACCCCCCGCCUGUCAUCUCGCCGGACGGCUACCACUCCGGGAAAAAGCAUGAGGAGAACCUGCUCAUGUCCUCCUAUCCCGCGGGAGCUCUUCCUUUCGGCCCGCUGGGGAAAAUGAUGGUCCCCGACGGCGGGGACCUGGCCAAGCUGCCGUUUUACCCGGACCCUUACCAGCUGCUGUACGGGCCCCAGCUGCUGGCCUACCCUUACAACCUCGCGGCUCUCCCCGUGGCUCUGAACAUGAUGGCCCCAGGGAGGGACAAGGUGGAGACUCUGCCUUUCCUCCCGGCCAUCUUCAACUACGCAGCCGGGCCGUACAUGGGCACGGCCCCCCACCACUUGAUGGCCAAUCCCAGCCUCUACGGCGGGGGCGGGGGAGGCGGCGGCAAGAAACGAGACAGCAGCAGCGGCAAGCCGUAGGACACGGAAGCACUCUUGAGGAAUAUAUUUUACCGGGGGGGGGGGGGAGGGGGGACGACGACCUGGCCCGUGGGAUGGGAGCUGGGAGGGGCGGGUGCUCACUGGGUCACCGAGUACACUCGCACAGUACCCCCUGCCUCUCAGCAGCGAGCAGAGCCAGGCAUUCUAUCAGGAGUGGGGAGCUGAAGGGAGGAGAAGGAGCAAAGAAAGCGGGAGAUCACGCCCUCCCCUCUCUUCCUUCUUUCUCCCCCCCACCCCCCCCCCCCUCUCUCUCCUGUCUCUAGCCGUAGUGUGUCGUAGUUCUAGAGCUUGAUUAAUCUUCCUCUCUGACUCAUUAUAUUAUCUAUAAGAAUAAGAACCGCUAACAGGGUGUGUGUGUGUGUGUGUGCGCGUGUGCGUGCCGUGAACAAUUAGUCCAGUCUGCUUCCCUUUAUAGUCGCCGCAUAGCGAGGAUUAAACGCUCUUCGGGGGCCCGGCUUGUGUGGUGGGGGGGGAGCCCUCGCUCAAAAUGCAGUUGAAGGUAGAGCAUCAAGCAAAUCGAGCCUUGCGUCAUGUUUUGUACGAGCGAGGGAGUCCGCAGGUGCACCCUGUCGUUUUGCUGUCCAUGAAAGCUGUAUGUGAGCAUGUACAUGCACACGUAUGUCGGUGAUUUGUGCAUGCAGAGGUGGGCUUAAGCAGGUAAUACUGCGUACGUGUGUGUGUGUGUGUGUGUGGGCGCGCCAGUGUGUGAUGGCCAGUUCAUUCCGUGUGAGACUUGCACAGCAUUCCUACUCUAGUUUAGGAAUAGCUGCUGUCGGCCAAUAUGUAGAAGUGCAUUUAGAAGCGAUUCCUCAUAUCCAAAUCAUUAAAGAAGUCAAAUGCUUUGGCUGGAUGCGAGUCCAGUUGGCGAUGACGGAUCGCCCGAGCUUCGACUAACCUGGAUGCGUUGUGGCCGAAUGGCACUGUAGGAUCUGUAUAGCAUUUACCAUUGUUUAUACCUUAUGUGCACAAAAUAGAAAGGUAGUGGACACUUGUAGCUGCUUGGGAUAUGUAGCUGGCCACUGGGUAAGAGAUAGAGGCUGGUAGACCAUUGCACUUCCGUUUUUCAUCUCAUUUCCUUUUACAUUGAAGAGGAAAAGAAUAAAAACUUGUUAGGCCUUCGUCCAUGCGUAAAAAAAAAAAAAAUGACCGCAAGGAAGGAAAUAGAAAAAUGGAUUCAGGAUAUUGAGUUAUUUCUGCAUAGGAAAAUACAAAUGUGGGCACAAAACUGUUGGACUCUCGGGGUCAAAAGGACCCACAGAAAUGACUUUGGGGGACGAAAAACAAAACAAAAUGUCCUUCUCCCCAGCUGAGGGGGGGGGGCAUUUGAAAUAGCCCAAAUUAUUCCCCCCCACCCCCCCCACCCCUGCUCCGUGUCAUUUACCAAGACGUAGGAAAAGGCCGAGCUUAGCAGCCAAAGCGGUGGCCCAAACUCCCCGGGUGCACUCCUGGGGCCUUUUUUUGUUACGUGUAAUGUUACCUGUGUUUUUGUUUUUGUUAAACUAUGUUGUUGUUUAUGUGGUUUAGCCCUCUUACCAGAUGGAAAUGGCUUCAGUGAAAAGGGGGAGUAAGCUUAAAAAUAUGAAUGUAAAUUUAGUCAUGAGGUUAAUGAAGUACAACUGCAUUAACGGUAGAGUUGUUUUCAGUUCCUAUUUUUUUUUUUUUUUUGACAAAUAACCUGUUAAAGAACCGUAUAACGUCUGGUAUGCAUAUAUACAGUAGUCCUAGGAACAUGUCAGUAAUCUUGGGUUCUGUAUCCACAAAGCAUGAGCAACACUUGCUUCCUAACCGUUUAUAUCCUCAGCAAAUCCGGCGACGUGCGUACAGCUUUUGUUACUUUUUUUUUUUUUUUUUGAUGUUUUCUGGUUCUCUUCACCUUCCAUAUCUCUGAUUUUUUUUUUUUUUUUUUUGUUAUUUACUAUAGAACACAGUUUGGAACAAGUUCCAAAAAGCUUCCACAUUUACACCAUACAGUCACUAUUUAGAAGCUUUUUAAUUCUCCCUCUUCCCUCUAGCGUACACUGCACCUUCUAUGAAUAAAGUACACAUAUUUCACUGUGCGCGUGCGUGUGUGUGCGCGAAUGUGUGUGUGUGUGUGUGUGUGAUGGUGACGGGGCGCCUUUUGGUCCCGGCAGGUGUGUAAAAAAAAAUAAAACGCAGGGGUGCACUAGCACCCCCUUGGGUGCGGUCUCGAGCCUUUGGUGUGUGCGGACGUACGUGUUUUGUGUACAAAUGUGAGUGACUGCGCGAAUAUGAAAACCAAAAUAAAUCUGUCUGACCUUGGCAGUAUAUGGGCCACCUUUUUAAUUAUUUUUUUUUUGUUCUUUGACACUUUUCUGUGGGUUAGUUUCAGUGUAAAAAAAGCCCUGCUGUCUCCAAUUCGCUAUCUUAAGCCAUUCCUUGUAGGUGGACAUGUUUUAUUUUGUUGGUUUUUGAAGCAUUUCUUAUGCCAUAGUUUGCCAUCAUGGUUGUCAUACAGACCAAAAGCAUGCAAAUCAACGUAUUGUAGUGACUGGACUGGAAUCUGGUGGUAAUAUACAACUAUUUACUGUAUGUUUUAGUUUAUAUGAAUGUGCCUCUGCUUCGAUAUUUAAGUACUGAUCUGUAGUAAGAUGUGGACCUGCCAGAUUUCACCCGUUGAGGUGCCUUGUUAUGGCAUAAGAAAUUCGAAUUGGUAAAUGGCCGAAUUCUUUGGAGAUGGAUAUCACGGCUUUGUUUGCUACGGAGCUGUUCAUAGAUCACGUAGGGACGUGGCUAAACUGGUUUGGUAUCGUGUACAUGUCUAGGGUAAUACUGUGCCAUAUAGAGCCCACAAAAAUAUGUUAAUGUUAUUUUUAAAAGAUGUUUUAAUGUUGCCUGAUGACUUUGUCUCUAGAUUUGAUACAAAGGCUUGUAGCCACAGAUCUGUAGUCUCCUUUUAUUCGAACAUUCUCCCUUUUUUUCUCUCUCUCUCUCUCUCUGUCCCCACUUGUUUCCAGCUCCCUUUCUUUCUCUUUGCUGCAAUCAAACAAAAUAAAGUAUUAACCUGAUGACCCAAUGAAA
Pungitius pungitius (ninespine stickleback) is the source of this 7764-nucleotide messenger RNA. It is a transcript of the gene zbtb4, whose product is annotated as zinc finger and BTB domain containing 4. NCBI's taxonomy places the organism in Eukaryota, Metazoa, Chordata, Actinopteri, Perciformes, Gasterosteidae. The record is from RefSeq and is a predicted model, not a curated record.